This is a messenger RNA of Camponotus floridanus (Florida carpenter ant), 695 nucleotides long. It is a transcript of the gene ksh, whose product is annotated as protein kish-A. The transcript has 3 exons. The record is from RefSeq and is a predicted model, not a curated record. Lineage: Eukaryota; Metazoa; Arthropoda; Insecta; Hymenoptera; Formicidae. Gene Ontology annotation, biological process: intracellular transport; protein secretion. Bases 154 to 378 code for a protein of 74 amino acids.
CCAUGAGUGCCAUGCGCGGUAUGUUAUGCGCAAAAGUGACUUAGAAAUCGUAGAUUUGUUUACAUGAGAGAAUUUGGAGCAAUUUGUCUGCUGUUUUUCAAAUUUACUAUAUCUGUGAUUUUUCGAAUUGGAUAAUUUGCGUGAUCCUACGUUAUGUCUGCCAUAUUUAAUUUUCAGAGCCUGGUGGCUGUAAUACUAUUACUGAUAUGUUCCUGUACCUACAUCAGAUCAAUGGUCCCUAGUUUAUUCGACAAGCGUCUGGGAAAGGUUGGUUUUCAGGGUAUUUUUUGGAAAUGUGCUAGGAUUGGUGAAAGAAAAAGUCCAUAUGUAGCUUUUUGUUGCGUCUUUAUGGCCAUUAGUAUUUUGUUUUGGUCAUAAUAUUCCUAUGGGAGUCAUUUUGGUCCAUGCAUUUAUAUAUUCCCACAAUUUAAUGUAUUUAUGUAUAAAGGCCAGAGGUGAGAAUAAAAAACAAUUUUGAUAUUCAUUUGGUGACAAACAGCUAUAUUUGUCGUUUCAAUAAUACAUAAAAAUACAUUCGUUUAAGCUAGACUUGUAGUCAAAACGAACGUCAUUGCUAAAUGUAUGAUAAUUUUUUUUUCUUAUUUGUCAACACGUUUUUUCCCCAAAGCUAUAUUAUCCAAUUUGAGCACAUUUUCUCAUUGUAUCCUCAUAAUAUAUUUUCCAUCCUAUAAACA